AUGAAUCCAAACAAGAUUAUCGAUUUCUCAACUUUUCAUAAUCCAUCAACUUCAAUUCAAUCUAAAAUCAAAUUAUCAAAUCAAAUCAAUCAUCAACUCAACAACUUUGGUUAUCUUUAUUUAACAGAGAUUCCUAUUCAAAAUCAAACCAUUCAAGAUGCAUUCCAAUGGAGUCAAAAGUUUUUCAAUUUACCACUUGAAAUUAAACAAAAAGUAUCACAUCCGAUCGAUGGUAGUAUUAAUAGAGGUUACUCAGCCAUCGGAAUUGAAAAAGUGGUACAAAAUGAUUUAAAGAAUCCUAUUUCAAUCAAAUCAAAUCGAUCAAAACCAGAUGAUCAACGUGAAACGUUUGAUUUAGGAAAAUUUAAUUUUCAAUCCAAUCCUUCACUUCAAAACCUUUGGUUACCUGAUCCAAUUGAAAAAGAUUAUCAUUUGAAUGGAAUGCAAGACUUUUUCAAAAAGUUUUAUCAAGAAUGUUAUGAAUUUGAACAUCAAUUACUUGAAGCUAUAUCAAUCUCUUUACUUGGGAUUGAACAUCAAGAUUAUUUAUCAAACUUUCAUAUCCAAGCUGAUAAUCAAAUCAGAUUAUCACAUUAUCCUUCAAUCAUCAAAAACGAUCAUAACUUAUCAAUCAAUAGAUUCAGUCCUCAUACUGAUUUUUCUACUUUUACUAUCCUUUUUCAAGAUCAACAAUCAGGAUUAGAAAUCGAAGAUCAAUUCAAACCUAAUCAAUUCAAUCCGAUUCCUUCAAUCCCUAAUACGGUGAUCUUACAUGUAGGUGAUCUUUUGAUGAGAUGGACAAAUGAUCAUUUUAAAUCUCCUUUACAUAGAGUUAGUCUUCCAUUGAGUGAAACCAAUCUUAUUCCUGAACGUUAUUUGAUUUCAUUUUUUUGUGGACCUGAUCGAGGUACUUUGAUUGAUUGUUUAGAAACUUGUUUUCAUCCUACUCAUGAUCCUAAAAAAUAUGGUCCAAUCACGGCUGAAGCUUAUAUAGAUAUGAGAUUAAAGUUAUCAUAUUGA
This is a messenger RNA of Melampsora larici-populina 98AG31, 1020 nucleotides long. RefSeq lists its product as uncharacterized. The coding region runs from base 1 to 1020 and encodes 339 amino acids. The transcript has 2 exons. Gene Ontology annotation, molecular function: dioxygenase activity. The record is from RefSeq and is a predicted model, not a curated record. NCBI's taxonomy places the organism in Eukaryota, Fungi, Basidiomycota, Pucciniomycetes, Pucciniales, Melampsoraceae.